Messenger RNA from Lates calcarifer (barramundi perch), 8010 nucleotides. Its product is annotated as kinesin-like protein KIF1C. The record is from RefSeq and is a predicted model, not a curated record. Gene Ontology annotation, molecular function: microtubule binding; microtubule motor activity; ATP binding. Gene Ontology annotation, biological process: microtubule-based movement. Lineage: Eukaryota; Metazoa; Chordata; Actinopteri; Centropomidae.
CCCCCCCCUCUCUCUCUGCGCUCCUCCGUCACGGGGACGCGCCCGCAGUUACACGCACACACCCGCCGCGCGGCCAGGCCACCGGCCAGCCUCUCUGCCUCUCUCCCCCCCUCUCUCUCUUCUCUUUCCUUUUCCUCCAUUUUCCGUUUUAAACUUUCCGCUCACUCCCGGUUUACCGUGAACCUUCUCCCCUCAGAACGGGCGCGGGAGAGGCGGCCACCGGGCCGGACUAACCACCGGAUUACCGAGUCGGAGGGCGCAGCUCGCGGCCGGACCUGCCGUGAUUCUCCGCCCUGCCAGCGGCGGCAGCGGGCCUCAACUUUCUUCAUCUUGUUUCACUUUGUUUUUUAGUCUUUCCGCCGCCGGUCACCGUCACCGGGCGGCGCCGUCAGCCCCGAGGAGAGCGGAGAACCGUCCGCCACCGCCGCCGCCGCCGUUACACCGGAGGAGACAGCCCAGAGCAGGACCAGGACCGGGACCAGGACCGGGACCACGGCUGCCUCACCGACUGACCGGCUGAACUCCGCCGUUUGUUAUCGAUCAUUUAUUGGUUUGUUCUGAUCGGAGGGAUGGGGACGGUGUGAGCCGAUCAGCGCGUGGCCUCCACGAGACUCACGGUUUCCUCCUGGUCCGGUAGAGGUGGGGGUGGGCGGAGCUGAAUGAUGGCGGGCGCGUCGGUGAAGGUGGCGGUGAGAGUCCGCCCGUUCAACUCCCGAGAGACGGGACGCAACGCCAAGUGUGUGAUCCAGAUGCAGGGAAACACCACCUGUAUCUCUAACCCCAAACAGCCCAAAGAUGGAGCUAAGAACUUCACCUUCGAUUAUUCCUACUGGUCACACACAACGGUCGAUGACCCCAGCUUUGCGUCUCAGAGGCAGGUGUAUAAGGACAUCGGAGAGGAGAUGUUGCUGCACGCCUUUGAAGGAUACAAUGUGUGUAUUUUUGCGUACGGCCAAACUGGUGCAGGAAAGAGCUACACUAUGAUGGGCAAACAGGAACCUGGGCAGGAGGGAAUCAUACCACAGCUGUGCGAGGACUUGUUUCAGAGAACGGGAGAAAACACAGACCCUGACCUGACCUACUCUGUGGAGGUGUCCUACAUGGAGAUCUACUGCGAGCGGGUCCGGGAUCUGUUGAAUCCAAAGUCCCAGGGGACUCUGCGGGUUCGGGAGCAUCCCAUCCUGGGGCCGUAUGUGGAGGAUCUGUCCAAACUGGCUGUGACCGGAUUCACCGACAUCCGGGACCUGAUGGACGCCGGCAACAAAGCUCGGACAGUUGCAGCCACAAACAUGAAUGAGACGUCGUCCAGGUCACAUGCUGUCUUCACCAUCGUCUUCACCCAAAAACGGCGAGACCAGAUGACCAGCCUGGACACCGAGAAGGUCAGUAAGAUCAGUCUGGUCGACCUGGCUGGAAGCGAGCGAGCGGACUCGUCGGGGGCAAAGGGCACUAGGCUCAAGGAAGGAGCAAACAUCAACAAAUCUCUCACCACGUUGGGAAAAGUCAUAUCAGCUUUGGCUGAAAUGAGCAGUAAGAAGAGGAAAAGUGAUUUUAUUCCCUACAGAGACUCUGUCCUCACCUGGCUACUGAAGGAAAACCUGGGAGGAAACUCUCGGACGGCCAUGAUCGCUGCUCUAAGUCCUGCUGACAUCAACUACGAAGAAACACUGAGCACCCUGAGGUAUGCUGACCGUGCCAAACAGAUUCGUUGUAACGCUGUGAUCAAUGAAGAUCCAAACGCCAAACUGAUCAGAGAGCUGAAGGCUGAGGUGGAACGACUGAGAAAUCUGCUGUUCUCCCAGGGCCUGCAGGAACUGCUGGAUAAUGCUGUCAACAACAACAAUGGCACCGGUGGUGUCGCGGGUUUGACCCCCUCCCCGCUGCAGCUGGCCCUCACAGCCAAUGGGAUCACGCCUAAGAAUGGCUCCGCCCCUCCAGCUGCAGGUGAGCCGGCGUCUGCGGGCGACGUCCCCGCUGACCCUGACCCCCUGAUCGAGGAUGGAGAGGAGGGAGAGGAGGCGGUCGCCACAGAGCCCAUCAGUAAAGAGGAGGCAGCUGAAAGACUUCUGGAGACAGAGAAGAUCAUCGCUGAGCUUAACGAGACGUGGGAGGAGAAACUAAGAAAGACAGAAUCGAUUCGUCUGGAGAGAGAGGCCCUGCUGGCAGAAAUGGGCGUGUCCAUUAAAGAAGAUGGAGGAACGCUGGGCGUCUUCUCUCCUAAAGGAACGCCUCACCUGGUCAACCUGAAUGAAGACCCUCUGAUGUCCGAGUGUCUCCUCUACUACAUUAAGGAGGGUUUCACCAGGGUUGGACAACAGGACGUCGACAUUAAACUGUCCGGUCACUUUAUAAAGGAGAUUCACUGUGUGUUUGUCAGUGAGACCAACGACCAGGGAGAAGUGGUCGUGACUCUGGAGCCGCUAGUCGGCGCGGAGACGUACGUUAACGGGAAGCAGAUCACUGAGGCCGUUGUCCUCAAACAAGGCAACCGCAUCGUGAUGGGGAAGAACCACGUGUUCCGGUUCAACCACCCGGAGCAGGCGCGGCUGGAGAGGGAGCGCAGCGUGACGGCCGAGCAGCAGGGGGAGCCGGAGGACUGGAACUACGCUCAGAGAGAACUGCUGGAGAAACAAGGCAUCGACAUCAAACUGGAGAUGGAGAAGAGACUGCAGGACAUGGAGACUCAGUACCGUAAAGAGAAGGAGGAGGCCGAUCUGCUGCUGGAGCAACACAGGCUGUAUGCCGACAGCGACAGCGGCGACGACUCCGACAAACGCUCCUGUGAGGAAAGCUGGAGGCUGAUCUCCUCCCUCAGAGAGAAACUACCUGCCAACAAGGUGCAGUCCAUAGUGAAGCGUUGUGGUCUGCCCAGCAGUGGGAAGAGGAGGGAGCCUCUCAGAGUCUACCAGAUCCCUCAGAGGAGGAGGAUCAGCAAAGACCCCAAACGGGUGACCAUCGAAGACCUCCGCAUGCAGGCCGUCAAAGAGAUCUGCUACGAGGUGGCUCUGGGUGAUUUCCGUCACUCCCGUCAGGAGAUCGAGGCGCUGUCCAUCGUUAAGAUGAAGGAGCUCUGCCGCAUGUACGCCAAGAAGGACUCCAACGAGAGGGAGAGCUGGAGGGCUGUGGCCCAGGACGUCUGCGACACCGUGGGCAUCGGAGAGGAGAGGAGCCCCCCCACGGAGGAGGGAGUAGGAGUGGGUGGAGGAGGUGGAGGCGGAGGAGGAGGAGGAGGGGGAGAGACGGGGGAGGGGAGAGAGAAAGGGAAAGUGUACGACCUGAAGGCUCACAUCGACAAACUGACCGACAUCCUGGAGGAGGUGAAGCUGCAGAACAACAUGAAGGACGAGGAGAUCAAAGCUCUGAGAGACCGGAUGAUAAAGAUGGAGAGCAUCAUACCUGUUCAGGACGACGACAUGAACGGCGAGGGAGGCGGGUCUCCUCAGAGAGACGGGGGCGACGGGGGCGACGGGGGAGGGGGCGGCGACGGCGUGGACCAGCCGGAGGUCAGAGUUCAGCGGCUGAUGGACGAGGACCCGGCGUUCAGGAGAGGGCGCCUCCGCUGGCUGAAACAGGAACAGCAGCGAAUCCUGAACCUGCAGCAGCAGAACAUCACCAAGAAACUACGAGGACAAAACCAGAACCAAGGUCAGAACACCCCGACCGUCCCCGUUCACCUCCCGGGCACCGGCCGCUUCAUCCCUCCCCAGGAGUGCAAGCUCAAGUUCCCCUUCAAGAGUAACCCCGCCCACCGGUUGUCAUGGGGACCAGCCAGCGCCGCCCUGCAAGCCCUGGGUCUCGGGGAGGGAGGAGGCGAGGGGGAGAGCGAGGGAGGAGGGAGGAGGAGGGGAGGAGUGGAGGGUAUAGGCUCUCCCUCGCCUCCGCCUCCUCAGGGUCAGUCUCCCGCUCUCCUGCCCCUCCCCUUCCAGGCUCCGCCCCGCAUGCGCACGCCCAGCCCUCACCGCGGCUGGCAACAGCGUAACCACGGCAACCAGGGGAACCAGGGCGCCUUCCACUACCACCACCAGGGCAACAACCAAAACCACCAGCGCCGCUACCGCCGCAACUCCCUGGACAGCUCCACCCAUGGCAACGGUAACUAUGACAACGACCAGCACCACAGCGGUGGCGGUGGCGGUCACCAGGGGCGACCAAGACAGAGGAGGGGGGUGUCGCCUGGGCCAGGGGGGGAGAGAGGAGGAGGGAGAGGAGGAGGAGGAGGAGGAGGGGGGAGAGACAGAGACGGAGGCUUCCAUUAUAAUCAACGCCAGCACCAUCAGUACCACCACCACCCCUACUACAACCCCCACAAUGCACCAUUCCAGCCAGGACCUCACCCUAACUACCACAGUCUGCCACGCCCCGGGCCCCCACCCCUCCCUGCUGACAUGCUGGUGGGGGUGGGGCCACCGCCGGGGGGGUGGGGCUUCACCACCCCUCCCAGGAUGAGACGGCAGUUCAGCGCACCGGACCUCAAAAACAACAAGGAGACCCCCAUCUGACCUCUGACCUCUGGAGGUCUCUGAUUGGCUGCAGGACACUGGGCGGUCCUGAUGCUGUAGAGACUAGGCUGUGUGUGUGUGUGUGUGUGAGUGUGUGUGUGUGUGUAAGUGUGUGUGUUGCAGCACUUUUCUCAUAUUGCGUCACACACCAACUAACAUCACACACAUCCUGUAUUUUUAAUCCUGCUGUGUGUGUGUGUGUGUGUGUGUGUGUGUGUGUGUGUGCGGCUUCCUCCUCGCUUUUCAUGUUAGCACGGGUUAGCUGUUGCCAUAGCGACACUGUUUUUAGGAAAUUAUUUUAUUUUUUUCACUGUUUUUCAAACAGGAUCGAACUUUAAUGAUUUAGUUUUGUUGAUUUUUAUUGAUCGCUGAUAUUGAUUGACGUGGUCUCGAUCAGUCGUUUAGAACAAGGUGCCUUAAAGCUGAUGUGUUAGCUCCUGAAGCUAGCUCCUGUUAGCAGAAGUCUCCUGUUUGUUUGUUUGUUUUUUUGUUUUUUUUUUAAAGAUUAAGUACGUUGGUGUGAUUUCCUGGGCAGGAUGGAUGUUUGUACUUAGAUGGACUUGAGUUUUAGCGCCUCUGUUUUAGCCGCUGUUAGCCCAGGAGGCUAACUAGUCUGGUUUAGCCUGAGAGGCCUGUGUUAGCUGGGACAAGUCAGUUAGCCUCAGUAGGAAGCAAGGGAUGGCUGUUCAGUCUGAGAGGUUUAUGUGGUCAAGUGGUAUACAAGCCCAAGUUUAACCUAGCCUAGCUUAGCCUAGCCUAGCCAAGGCAGCAUUCAUGUUAUGUGGGAAUUACAGUUUGUAUGACUUCAAUGCUAACACGUUGAACCCAUUUUACACAAUCAAUAAAAUUAUCACUUAAUUAUUGGAAGCGGUUUAUGUAGUUAACAUAAAAAUAUUUGGAUGUUUCUAUGUUGCACCACAGGAGGGAGCUAAACUGUGAGCAAUGACGAUUAAACAAAAACAUUUAAGUUGCAACUUAGCACCAACAAAAGCAUGGUGUUGACUUGUGCGGGGGGAUCUAGAUGACGUAAUUACUGUAUUUUGUCUGGAACAAGACAAACAAAAACUGCUGUUCUACGUGAUAUCAGUGAAACCGAUACUGAAAUAUCAGCCGGCCGCUGCUCGGUUUUUCAGUUUGGUCGCUUCUUUUUGUAAAACAGUUAACACCUGACUGACAACUUUAACUGACAUCAACUGACAACUCUUUAAAACGUUGCUGCAGAACUUUUUCCCUCGAAGCUCGUAUUUACGCGUCCCUCCCAUGUGACUUGAAUGCUGCGUCGCUGAGUGCUACAAAACCAAAGAAAGCUGCUCUGUGGCGCCUCCUCCAGGAGAGCAGAGAGCUGACUGCUGUACAGAGAGAGAGAGAUGGAGGGAUGAGAUGUCAGGGCUGAAAGAAAGAGAAACUCCUCGUCUGUUUUAGAGGACGCUGUGAGGAGGAGGAGGAGGAGGAGGUGUGGUUGUAAAUGUUAAUGAGAGACAGACUCGCAUGUUGAAUCUUUUAAAGCGUUGUGUGUAUAUUUGAAGUGUAUCCUGACUUUUGUUUUUAUGAAGAUGAAUCUAUUUUAAAAUAGGCUGCAACAUAUGAGAUGUGCUCACGGUGAGUUCACUGUCUCUGGCAAUCGUGGGAAAUGUAGUAAGUGAUACCUGACGUGAUGCAUUAUGGGAGAUGUAGGAAUCAUGAAACGUGGUGGAUUAUAGUUUACGUAGGGCUGCGAGAAAGCGAAGGCAGAGAAGACGGAAGAGUGAGACACUUGAGGAGAAACCUGCGAUACAAUAAGCUUUGUUUUUAAAAAGUAAGAGACAACUUCCUCCUGUAAGGAUCUGACACUACUUAGUAUUUUAUGUCCACAUCGAGAAGGGACGAGGAAUUAACUGCUGCCUUCCUGAGGCGUCAGGAAGAUGGAAACUGUGGCAUUUUCCCAUUUGAGUCAUAUAAUGUUGCAUUUAAUGUCACUUUAAAGACAGCUUUUUCAACAUACUGACAGUUAGCGACAUGUUCUCGUUCUCAUUAUACUUGUGUUUGGGCUUUUCUUCAGCCAGCUGUGUCCGACUGAGCUGUAAGUUUAAUGCCAUAUAUUAUGAUUCUUUAAUUAUGCUGUUAAUCAAUUAAUGUAAAAAAAACCUGAAAAAAAUCUAGGGCGUCAUCAUCAGUGGUCAAACCCCAAAGAUUUUCAUUUUAAAAUGAUAAAACAUUUUUUUUACUGUUGUGUUCACUGCACCUCUGAAACAUAGGAAGUUGUAAUUACAACCGACCUGCCACAAAUUUCCAACUUCCUACGUCACUCUGAACGCAGCCCUGGUGUGUUCAGUGUCCCCUGAAUGACAACAUGUUUACUGUCAGGAGGAGUUGGGAGUUAAGGGCACUGCCCUAAACCCCGCCCACACACAGAGCAAGGCAUUGUGGGAGAUGACGAGUGGAGCAUUUUUGUGCUCUGUGACUUUUAAGACCUUUUCACAAAAGGAUCAGAACCAACCAAUGGGAGCGCUCCCUCCGGCCGCUCAGCCAGUCAAGGAGGGAGUCGCCACGGUGAUGAUGACAAAAAACACAAGAACUGAUUGUGAUUGGCCUGAGAAGCAUGACAUCAGCGGAAUUGUAGUUCCACCUUGUUUUGGUCUGCUGUCUCUGGUAUCGACCAAUCACGGGACAAUCGUGAUAACCUGCUGCCACCGCCGGGCUUGAUGGGAAAUGAUGUUUCCUUUUUGUUUAUGGUUUUUAAUUUUUCUGAUUUUUUUUUUUCAAUUUCCAGCUUGGGCCUCUGAUUGGCUGUUUUUUUUCUUUAUGUAUUCGUUUCCUGUUCUGAGUAUUUUAACCCCAUGUUUCGAUUUUUGCUUUAUGAUGUCAUCAUGUCAUCAUCACUAUUAUUAAUAUAAUUAUCAUAAAGUUAUAAGUGUCAUUAAUAUUGGGUUCUUGUGGAUGCUGCUAAGGGGAGCUUCUUUGCCCUCAUGCAACGGCCUGAGUGUGUUUGUGUGUAUCUGUGUUCAUCUGUGUGUUGGACGUCUGAGUGUGUGUGUGUGUGUGUGCUUGUGUGUUUCCUGGUUAAUUUAGAAUCUUAAUCUAAAGUUUGUUUUACUUUAUAAAGUUGAUUUUAUUGUUUUUCUUCUAAUCGUCUGUUUACUUUUGUCGAUUUGGAAGUUGGGGGGGGGGGAGGCGGGGCCUGGAGGAGUGGUAGGAACCCGUUGCCAUGGCAACUCAAUUCAGCAGAAUUCCAGAACAUUCUAGAACUCCUCUCACUGAUUGGCCCCUCCCAUUCCCUACGCCUCUGCUCCAAUCACAACCUCGGAGUCUGUGACAUCACAGCACGAUGCCACUGUCAGGACUGUGGAACACAGAUAUGGACACGAUGACAUCAUGGUCUAACCCUCCUCCUAUUGGCUGAGAGCCCCUCAGUUGUUUCUCUGUCUGUGUUGAGUUGUUGUGUCUGUUGUUUUUGUUGUAUCAGGAACCAAUCUCAGGCUCUACCUGCAGACAACAUGAUGGCAAUAAACUGUCAAUAAGAAUGAAAACGAAA